AAGAAGCACCGAUGCAGCAGUCGCAGUUGCCUCAUUUCAUCUCCGAGCUUCAUGGCUGCAGGAUGGACUCUCAUCAGCAUCAUCAGCAGCAUCUUUUCUUCCUGCUGCCACCAGGGACUGUUCAGCGACCAUCACACCCGGCGGGAACUGAAGCUUUUCUACGAUGCAACAACUUCCACCUGCGGACAUGGUAGUGUACAACGGUACUGUUAAUGUAAGUCCAGCUGUGAGGGCUCCUAGCGUCCCUCUCUAGAGACAGCCGUGGAGAGGUUGGAGGUCCCUCGCACACCAAUGUCUCUCACCCCAAGUCGAAAGCCCUCCUCAGGUCAGCGCAGGCGCUCAGUGGGAACGAGUGGGGGCAGCGGGCGAUACAGUGACACGUCCAGCACCAACACCUACCCUGGUCGGGGUCGGGCAGUAGAAGGCAGCCCCACAGCCCGGACAUAUCCUAGUACACCCAGGCGUCAGGCAAAGCAUACAGCUUGCAGCAACAACCAUGGGAUCAGGCCCCCUACUCCGGAGCAGUACCUUACACCCCUGCAACAGAAGGAGGUGUGUAUACGACAUCUGCGAGCCAGACUGAGAGACAACGUGGAAAGACUACAACACAGGGACUGUGAAAUAGAUGAGUUGAGGGCCCAACUGUACAGGAUGCAGGAAGACUGGAUAGAAGAGGAAUGCCACCGUGUGGAGGCCCAGUUAGCCCUGAAAGAGGCCCGCAAAGAGAUCCAGCACCUCCAGGAGGUGGUUGAGUCAGUGAGGUCCACCCCAAGUGUUCGGGAACAAGACCCCCAUGACCACAAGCCAUACUCAGGGUUGCAGGGACCUCGGCCAGGGGGGAAGUCUCGUUCUUGUGGUUGUUCUCCAGCCAGCACUUUGAGCCGCGGCACCACCUACACCCGGCUGAGCAGCGAGGCUCUGCAGCUGGAGUGUAGCUCAAAUGCGCCUGAGCCAAGCGGAGCGUCUCGCCCAGCGGGGCAAACCCACCUGCUCCUGGAGGCGGCCCUCCUAUCAGAGCAGGUGCCACCACAGGGCCACACCAGAGGCCCCCCGACUGUGCCCCGUUCCUCUACCUAUGAAAGGCUGUGCAGCGGGGGGACUGUGCUGCCAAUCUCACACUCCUGCCACACUCUCAGUAGCAGCUGCAGGUACGGUGGACACACCUACCUCCCCCAUCAUCACUUGUUCCUGCACUUACCUCAGGAGGAGGCCCCGAUAUCAGCGGCGACCACUGCUGUCCCUGCCACUGAGCCGAUCCCUACCCCUGCUCCUGCAGCAGAGAAGAAGCCAGAGGUCCGCUCCCAGGCCUGCAGCCCGACUAUGACCUGGCUGUGUGAGGAGAGUGGUGUCGAAGAGCUGAGUGUCAUUUCUUUACCAACGGCGGACAUCACCCCCUCAGAACCACAUCUGUUUCCAUCAUCUUUACCUCCUGUGUCGCCUCCUGAGCACUCAUACAGCUUAGAGACUCUACCACCUGACAAGUCAGAGCAUAUAGCAAAGAGGCCAGCGGAGCCCCACACCUGCCAGCCCCAUCGUACAUCUCCACUUCCAAUGAUGCAGGAAGCUACAGUACUGGAGACAGAAGAGGACAAUAUGGAGGAAAGUGAAGGAGCAAACGAAGACGGGUAUUCCCCUCCGCUGUGCCACUGGAGCCGGUACUUCCUUGUAGAUCUUUUGGCUUUGGCAGUGCCGGUGGUCCCGACCAUGGCGUGGCUGUGUCGCGGGUCACCAGGGGACGUGGUGCCCGUGUACCAUAUUGGGUCCCUGCUGAGAGGUUGCUGUGCUGUGGCCCUCCACUCGCUUCGCCGCCAGGGUGCGGGCAGGGGACAAGAGCCUACCAGCAUGAACGGAACAACACCAAUCUGAUACUUUUCUUCUCUCUCGGACAUUUAGAAAACAGCUCCCAACCUGUGCAGGCACAGCCUCAGAAAUGCUGACUUUGCUUCAGAUUCGAUUCGAUUUUGUUCAUCGCCAUGUGUUGGGUUUCCCCACUAAUAAGAUUUUUAGAUUUUACAUAAUGCCCUUGUGAUUUUGUGGUCAUGACUUGCCUUUGAGAACAAAGGAUGAGUUGUACAUUAAAUAUUCUCAUUACUCAAAUAUACUUACUGCUUCUGCUUGCAGUUUAAGUUGUUUUCAUUAUAUUGCAAUUUGCAUGUAACCCGCAGUUGGGUUGGAUUCUCUUGCUUGAAUUAAAACACCU
Molecule: messenger RNA, 2200 nt
Organism: Thunnus maccoyii (southern bluefin tuna)
Lineage: Eukaryota; Metazoa; Chordata; Actinopteri; Scombriformes; Scombridae
Gene: snpha
Product: syntaphilin
Exons: 5
Coding region: 292-1866 (524 amino acids)
Biological process (GO): neuron differentiation
Cellular component (GO): cytoplasmic microtubule; mitochondrion
Source: RefSeq, a predicted model, not a curated record